GUUUUCUUGUUGUUUGCGAGGCACUCACCGAUAUGAGGCAGUUAGAAAAUGAUGUCUUUCUUUUACGUGUCCUCUUCGGGUCAUAGAAAGAAGCUUACCUGGAGCUAAUAAGUGUGUUUAAGAGACUUCAAAAAAGCACAGACUCUGAUAAUGGCACUUCCAACAAGUACAUCCUUCUUUGUGGCAUCUGUAUUAACAUUGAUAACAUUUGCUGGUAUGCAGAUGUUCAAAAGUGAUCUUGGAUCAGGCAAAGUUAUGACAAUUCUUGGUGGAUUCCUUGGUUCACAAAUGUUUGUUUUCCUGCUAACAGCUGUGAAUAACUUAGAAAGAUUCAUGUUUGGAUCUGGCUUUCAAUCAAAGAUUUUCCCAGAGGUUGUUGCCUGUCUUACUUUGGCUCUUGUUGCAUCUGGUCUUGUACACAGAGUUUGUGUUACUACCUGCCUUCUGUUUUCGAUUGUGGCACUGUACUACAUCAACAAACUAUCAACACAACACUACAGUAUGGCGACUCCUCAAAUCAAGACAGUAAGCAAAGCAAAAAAGGGACAGUAAGAUGUUUGUUUUUUGGUUUCUAUGUCAAAUAUUAGAUAACUGAUUCUUUGGUCUUUUCUGUAAGAAUGAUUAAAUUUUAUAAAGUUAAGAAAUAUUCA
Molecule: messenger RNA, 650 nt
Organism: Rhopilema esculentum
Lineage: Eukaryota; Metazoa; Cnidaria; Scyphozoa; Rhizostomeae; Rhizostomatidae
Product: dolichyl-diphosphooligosaccharide--protein glycosyltransferase subunit KCP2
Biological process (GO): protein N-linked glycosylation
Source: RefSeq, a predicted model, not a curated record